CAUAAUUUAUCUGUACUAUAUAUGAAUAAUAGGAAGUGGCUGUGAAGAAAUUCUUGGACCAGGAUUUUGAUGGAGAUGCUUUGGACGAAUUUCGGAGAGAAGUGAAAAUAAUGCGUAGGUUGCGGUGUCCAAAUGUUCUUUUUAUGGGUGCUGUGACUCGCCCUCCCAACUUAUCAAUUGUUUCAGAGUUUCUUCCCAGGGAAGCCAUCUGAUGUGCAUGGGCUUGUCGACUUAAAAUUGGGGGAGCAAAUAAUGAAGGAUCCGAAGGGUAUAAAGUUUAAUGCAAUGUUUUAAAAGGAUACAUAGGUAUUUAUGGAGUUUUGAGAUGUAUUAGCAAAAAAACAAAAGAAAUUAUUUGUUGAUUUUACUUUUAGAUUUUCAAAUUGUGCCAGCACAAUAUUUUUUGAUGUUGGAAAAGUCUGUUAUGUUCCUUUCAUCACUUGACUAAAAUGCAACUUGAUCUAUUUGAGAAGUCUGUACGGAAUUCUUCACUGUCCAAAUAGUCAAAUUGAGGAGAAGCGAAGAAUCAAAAUGGCCCUAAAUGUGGCCAAAGGCAUGAACUGUUUGCACACCGGCAUACUAACAAUUGUCCAUCGUGAUCUGAAAUCUCCAAAUCUGUUGGUUAACAAGAACUAGAUUGUGAAGACUGAGAGGUGGAGUUUGAUUGCUUUGGCAUCCCAAUGUCUGGGAUGUAUUGAAGUCCUGGAAUUUGAACAGAUAACUAGUUUUGGAAGACAUUGGCCUACUAAGGCAUCUGAACCUUUUCAUGGAUCAGACAGCAGUAUGCGAUUUUGGCCUCUCGAGGUUGAAGCACAGCACAUUUUUAUCAUCAAAGUCAAUUGCUGGAAUACCUGAAUGGAUGGCACCAAAGGUGUUGCGCAAUGAACCAUCAAAUGAGAAGUGUGAUGUGUACAGUUUUGGAGUGAUAUUAUGGGAACUUGCAACUCUGAGGAUGCCUUGGUCUGGUAUGAACCCAAUGCAGGUGGUGGGUGCUGUUGGCUUCCAGGAUCGCCGUCUAGAGAUUCCAAAAGAGGUUGAUCCUCUCGUAGCCAAAAUAAUUUGGCAGUGCUGGCAAAAAGAUCCAAACUUGCGCCCUUCCUUUGUGGAUCUCACAACAGCGCUCAAGUCUUUACAACGGCUUGUUGUCCCUGCUUAUCAGGAUGCGCAAAACCCACCUUUGGCACAAGAGAUACCAGUAAACACAACGCCUUGAACAUGCUAAACAGUAAAUAAGCUAAGAGUAUCCAUCCGUUUAUUACUUUUUGUAGUGCUUAGUAGCGCCCUCAAAUCAGGAGAUGUGAAGUGAAAUGCUAGUUUAGUUUGCCUUUUGGGCUAGAGCAAAAAUUAAUGCCCACUUGGCCUGUGUUUAUGUUUUUCUUGUGGAGACUGUACAGGAAUGCUCUUUUUGUCUAUUCAGUGUAUAUUGGUACUCGCAAGUCCGAAGAACUUGCAGUGGCUUGUAGGAGUUUCUUAGGGUGUUUUCUUUGCUUUGUACCCAAUUGAAAACCAGGGACAUUAUAUAGAUGAAAAUGGGAAGACCCUAUUGAUGAUUGUGACGAAAGGGAGUGGCGCCUGGGUUGAGUGUAAUUAAGUUGUGUAAAUAAUAGUGAUGAUACUUUGAGUUGUUGAAGAAUGUGGUCUCAGGAAUCUUUAAGAACUAGAUUCCAUUUCCUGAUUGAAUGAAAGAAAUGAAAAAGAGAAUGUGACAUUGUUA
This is a messenger RNA of Dioscorea cayenensis subsp. rotundata (Guinea yam), 1714 nucleotides long. Its product is annotated as serine/threonine-protein kinase EDR1-like. The transcript is spliced from 9 exons. NCBI's taxonomy places the organism in Eukaryota, Viridiplantae, Streptophyta, Magnoliopsida, Dioscoreales, Dioscoreaceae. Gene Ontology annotation, molecular function: protein kinase activity; ATP binding. Bases 767 to 1213 code for a protein of 148 amino acids. The record is from RefSeq and is a predicted model, not a curated record. Gene Ontology annotation, biological process: protein phosphorylation.